AUGCCGUCUAAAAAGAUCUACUCUUCAGAGCUCGGCAUCGAUCUCGACACAGGCAACGAAGCCGAGUGCUUUAAAUGGUUCAUGGCAUGUCUACUAUUCGCCAAACCCAUCCAACAACAAAUAGCAAAACAGGCAUUCCUAGACCUCACACAGGCAGGCAUCACGUCCCCCAAUGCUCUCGAGGAUGCCGGAUGGAACAAGCUAGUGGAAAUACUUGAUGGGGCGCAUUACACCCGCUAUGACUUUUCCACUGCUGACACGUUACUCGAAAACGCGAAUGGUCUCAAGAAAAGAUAUGGGACUUUUGGGGAUUUGUUGAAGCAAUUUACCUCGACCGCUCAAUUAUCUGAACGCUUGCAGGAGUUCAAGGGCGUGGGACCGAAGACUGUGGAGAUAUUUCUGCGAGAUAUGACUCCGGUGCUUCAGAGCAAGUGGGGAUAUAGUACAUAG
Molecule: messenger RNA, 450 nt
Organism: Penicillium lagena
Lineage: Eukaryota; Fungi; Ascomycota; Eurotiomycetes; Eurotiales; Aspergillaceae
Exons: 1
Coding region: 1-450 (149 amino acids)
Biological process (GO): DNA repair
Molecular function (GO): catalytic activity
Source: RefSeq, a predicted model, not a curated record